Suillus subaureus is the source of this 1151-nucleotide messenger RNA. RefSeq names its product dienelactone hydrolase family-domain-containing protein. Bases 127 to 930 code for a protein of 267 amino acids. Gene Ontology annotation, molecular function: hydrolase activity. Lineage: Eukaryota; Fungi; Basidiomycota; Agaricomycetes; Boletales; Suillaceae. The transcript has 7 exons. The record is from RefSeq and is a predicted model, not a curated record.
AGCCAGUAUCGGCCUUUGCAUGGGACGCCGCGUGCACUGGAUGCGUAGAGAGUCACCGAGAAUCGCGUGGGACGCAAGCUCGAAAAUGAUUUGCCCACUUUGCGACUCCUCUCCUUCCCAAGAGCCAUGUCGUCCACACUCGCAGGCCCCUUGACAGACCACUGUUUCACUUCGGUCGCACACAGCGGUACACCUAGGGGUAAAAGCAUCACUAUUGCUGGCGUACCCACAUACCUAUCUACUCCGCAAGCUCCCGCCGCGUCCGGAGUGGGAACUGUCAUCCUAUACUUCUCAGAUGUCUUUGGGCCAUUCUAUAUCAACGCUCAAUUGGUUCAAGACUACUACGCUUCUCAGGUCGGGAUAGAUUACUUCUUUGGUGAUCCUGUGCAUCUGCAUCUCAACAAACCUGAUUUUGAUCGCCCGACGUGGAGAACAAAGUCUGUCGAGCAAGCGAGGGCUAGCGUUCCAAAGUGGGUGGAUGGUGUCAAGGAAAUGUUUGGUAUGAUUCUUUUCAGCAUACGUGUCAUGCCGAAAUUAUAUGCAGCGAUAAUAGGAACGAAUGUGAACUACUGUGCCGUCGGUUUCUGUUUUGGCGCGCCCUAUGUCUUUCAAGUUGCGGCUACUGAUAUGCUAUCGUGUGCUGCCGUGGCCCAUCCUACGAGCUUGACCGAGGAGCUUCUAAGAGCCAGCAAAGUGCCCUUGUUGUUCUCUUGCGCAGAAACGGACUCUGCAUUCCCAGCGUCGUUCCGACGACAAGUUGAAGACAUCCUUGUGGAGAAGAAGGCGACAUACUAUUUUCAAAUAUUCAGCGGUGUAUCGCACGGCUUUGGAACAAGGGGAGAUCCAGAAGUCGAGACUGAAAGGUGGGCAAAGGAAGAGUGCCAACGUGCAAUGGUGGGAUGGUUCAAACGCUUUACGAGUGGCAAGUGAUAUAUGUCGUUAUUAAGUGAAAUCGCAAACUGUUUCAGUAAAUCAUACUCACAUUGUAGUCUUGCUCUGGAUGAAUUCAGAUGAGUUUUCAGGGACAGACCUCGUUUGCAUUCUGUGAACUCUCUGAGGUCGGGGCUAGUUAUAAUUAUCCCCCAGGAAGUCGUUUGUUGGCCCAAUACUACUAAUCCACGUCGAACAUACGGACAUCCGGUAUCCCGAGU